AUGUCAAAAAAUUACCAAAAUCCAUCAACAGCUUCUAACCAAAAACAGUCAAAAAUUCUAUUUUCUGAUAGUGAAUCCAGCUCAUCUCCUGGUGAUUCUUUUAUCCACGAAGAAUCCUCAAUUUCUCAUCAGUUAUCCCCAAAGUUCCAGCAAAGCGAAAUCGGUGAAGAAAUUCAAAGAUCGAUAACCCUAAUUGCCUCAGCCCUUAAAAAAAGCAAAGUUCCCUAUUCACAGCCUGAUUUGUAUGAUGGUGACAUUCGAAAAACCCUUAACUCGCUGAAUUAUUUUGUAUCAACUAUAUGUAGUGAAUACCUAUAUGCAAUAAACAAAAUUAAUGCUGAGGCCUCAUUAAAUAAAAUUGACUCAUAUAAGCAGCCGAAAAUUGAAGAAUUAAGGAUCGCUAAUGACAAGGUAAAAGACAAAGACAAAAUUGAUGAAGUUGGCGUGACUGUUGUUAAAAAAGGCCAGUCAGAUAUUAUGGCGAGACUAUUUAAAUUGCCAAAACAAGGAUUAAUGCUGACACAUGAAGACUGUAAAGAAUUUUCCUCACUUAUUAUAGGCGCUAUGAGGGACUCUGGAACUGCUGAGUUGCGAGAACAAAUUGUGUAUUUACAAGAAAAAGCUGUGAAAUUUGGGAAAUUGCUAAGUUUGACUAGAGCACAGCUUAGGAAAAAAGAAGAUCAAGUCGAUCAACUUUUACAGGCAAAUAAAAAUUUAAAUCAGAUGUAAAUCAUAUAUAGAAUUUCAAAUCUCCAAGACAAAGUAGAUGAUAGAUAUUCCCCAGACCAAGAAAUCUUCAUAACUGAUUUAUCACCAAAUAAGCAGCAUUCUCACGAGACUUCAAGCACCCAGAGUGAAGCAGUCUUUAUAAACCCUUAA
Molecule: messenger RNA, 879 nt
Organism: Blepharisma stoltei
Lineage: Eukaryota; Ciliophora; Heterotrichea; Heterotrichida; Blepharismidae
Source: the annotation of a GenBank genome assembly